Messenger RNA from Desarmillaria tabescens, 1200 nucleotides. RefSeq lists its product as uncharacterized. The coding region runs from base 14 to 1108 and encodes 364 amino acids. The record is from RefSeq and is a predicted model, not a curated record. NCBI's taxonomy places the organism in Eukaryota, Fungi, Basidiomycota, Agaricomycetes, Agaricales, Physalacriaceae. The transcript is spliced from 2 exons.
GCUUAAUACCACCAUGUCGCGCUCACUCAGAACACGCUCUAUCCGUUCACAACAACCUAGCGACACUACUGCAGACUUGAAGUUGGAUUACAAGUCUCACGAGGACCAACCACUACAAAAUAUCGGCUCUAAUGCCGUUCGUCCGAGACGCCGAGGAAGAGUACCAAUCGGAGCACUGGGAGAAAAGUUAAAAUUGAAGGCCAGAGCUCUCAGUCCACUACCUCCAUCCUCUCCAACACGCUCUUCAUCCCCGAGAUUAGAAGCAGGACCGGAAUCGGACUCUUUGCCUAUCGCUACUUCUGACGACUUUCACGAAUUCACGACACAGAACACACAAUUUGGAUAUAAGGUGGAGGAUCACGACCAGGGGCGUUAUUUAGAUUUCUCCCCCCGGUGCUAUGGCGAGCAGGGUGCUAUAUUCGAAUCGCCUCCAUCGAAUCGCAAGAGUGGGAGCGAUCCUUUUGGGUUCUUUGCCGUUGAGCAGACGCUCAAGGCGGAAAGGCAGGAGCAACCACUGCCUCAUCCCACGGUGGACCGUAAUGACCAUGCUCCUUUCACACCCCUUCGACAGAAGCUUUAUUCAGCGGCUAUAUCUGAUGCACCCAGAACAUCGGGAUCAUUACCAAGCACACCAUCACCCGCCAAACCCGAAGCUUCGGGAAGCCGCAAACGGAAGUCAUCCGACGACUCUGAUGCGGAAAUUUCACAAAUUCAAGAAGACCUAUUGAAUGGUGACGACGUAGAGAGUCAAAGCGAGGAGGUUAAGGUGCGAGGAGGAAAGCAAAAGCAGAAUAAACCGCGGGAAAGCAUCGAUCCGGAUAAAUUGGCAAGGGAAUGGAAGGCAUCGUUACCGAAAAGACGCGUCCGUCGACGUACUCAGCGUGGUCAGAAGGAGGACCCGGAUAAAGAAGAGAGUGACAGGAAGGCAACGAGGAGGCGGCGAACAAAGCCAGAGUCGAAGACGAAGACGAGACCAAAGAAGGAGGAGCAUGAGGCAGUUAAUGUUGAUGUUGACGAGAAGUUCGUCGAGGAACGCAAGACGCGUUUAGAAUUCUUCAAGAAGUUGGAAGGCUACGAGAUUCACAAGGAAAAUGUAUAUAUCAUUUAAUUCUUGAAUAGGAAGCGGUUGGUGGCAUCAUUGGUCCUGCGUUUUCAGUGGUUAACUGAAGCACGACAGGUGUGAGGAGCAUGCAUAAUACU